Molecule: messenger RNA, 2383 nt
Organism: Schistocerca nitens (vagrant locust)
Lineage: Eukaryota; Metazoa; Arthropoda; Insecta; Orthoptera; Acrididae
Product: tyrosine-protein phosphatase non-receptor type 13-like
Exons: 10
Molecular function (GO): protein binding
Source: RefSeq, a predicted model, not a curated record
GCCUCCGCCGCGGGGCCAGCCCCCGGCGCCAGGGGCCGCAGCUGCGGGGGCGGUGGGGGCGGCCGUAGCGGCAAGCUGUGCAAGGACCGCGCCGCGCUCUGCGGCUCGUUGCCCAACCACCUCGACUGCAACGAUGCCAGCAACGGGCUCGACCAGGGCUACGGCUCCGAGAGGUCGCCCGACGACGAGGAGGACGACGACGAUGACGACGACGAGGAGGAGGAGGAAGAGGAGGAGGAGGGCGAGGAGACCACCUGCCACUGCGCCACCUACCCGUUCCUCAACACCGACUCUGCGUUCGAGGUGCAGCUGGUGAAGGGCAGCCGCGGCCUGGGGCUGAGCGUGUGCGGCGGCGCCGACUCGGCGGAGCGCUGGCCCGGCCUGGUGCGCGUCAAGCGGCUGUUCCCGCAGCAGCCCGCCUGGCUGUGCGGCCGCCUCCAGCCGGGGGACAUCCUGCUCGCCGCCAACGGCGUCUCCCUCGUCGGACUCACCGACUACCAAGCCCUGGAGGUGCUGCGGCGGACGCCGAGCCGCGUGUCGCUGCGCGUGGUGCGGCCUCCGGGCAGCCUGGUGCCCGCGCCGCCUCCGGCGCCCGGCCAGCCGCCGCCGCCCCCGCGCCGCGACGCCCACCUCUCCCAGCAGCAGCUGCUGCCGCCGCCGCCCUCGCAUGCCGACGAUAGUUCCAGGGAAUUUGAUAUUGUGCUGACCAAGGUGAACCGCAGCCUGGGCUUCACUCUGCGCAAGGAGGAUGAAAGUGUUCUGGGCCACUACGUCAGAGCAUUAGUUCGUGAACCUGCACUUUCAGAUGGGCGUAUUCGGCCUGGUGACAAGAUAGUUGCGGUAAACGAUGUGGAUAUAUCUCCAAUGAGUCAUGAAGAAGCAGUAAUGUUCCUGCGACAGUGUGGUGAUGUUGUCAAAUUACGUUUGUAUCGUGAUGAGAGCCAGACUCCAGUAUCUGCUCUUUCACCAACUGAGGAGGAGAAGCCAUUUAAACCAAAGCCUCUCUUAAGGAAAGAAGCAAGAGAUAUGCUUACAGACUUAGCAGUACGAAAGAUGUCACCUGGCGAAUCAAGCUACAGUGGUAGCAGGCUGCGCCGAGUGUCAGCUGAUUCUUCUCCCUGCUCUUCACCACGCAGACGUCAUCUCACAAGAUCUUCUCCUUCAGAAAACAAAGCUGCAACACUUGAAAGAAUGCCAGCUGGUCAAAAAUACAUGGUAUCGAGUCAGAGUCAGACGAGUACUUCAGACUCGUCUGAGGAGCACUCACAAAACAACAGCAACACACUGACAUGUUCGAGCAGUGCCGAUGCUGAUGCCGACUCCACACGGGCCAGAGGGCAUGCCAGCAGCUUUUCAUCAACAGCAGGAAGUGUGGGAGAGCCUGUGAAACCCCUGAGGCCAAAUUUCCUCGAUCUCUGUGGAGCAGUGGGCAGCCUGACCCCACAGACGCGGAAACCGCGUCUGGUUUUUGGGAGCAGCGGGGAGGCUGAAUGGGAAGAGGAUGAGGGGGACCCACCUCCUGAGCCUGCACCUGGAAGUCCCUGCCCUAGGUACAGUAGCAGUUGCUGCAGCAGUAGUGGUGGCGGUGACAUAAUGCCACUAGCCACUGACUCUGUUGAGCCCAUGAGCAUGCCACCACUCUCAUCUACAUCAAGCACAAGUACUGCAUUCAGUUAUCGUAAUCCAGCAUACCAGUCUGCAGUCGAUGCUACAGGGCAUCGCAAUCAGUCAGAUCGUGCAGGUACUGGUACUUCAGGGGCAGGUGCUGGGGGACUGCUGAAAUGGAAGGGAGUGGUUUUCACACCAGAAGAUGGCAAUGGUCCCACAAAUGGAUUACACUGUCUACCAGAAGCAGAAAGGGCACCAGAUGCUAACCUUCCAGCUGAUUAUGAACCAGGCGAUCAGAUAUUCAUGGUAGAGCUAACUCGCGGCUGGAACAGCAGAUUGGGAUUCAGUUUACAAGGCAAUGGGCAACAUACCUACAUAAGUGCAAUUUAUGCUGACAGUGUAGCAGCCAAGGACGGUCGCCUGCAGGCUGGUGAUCGAGUUCUAAUGGUUAAUGAUGAAAAUGUUGAGACUAUGAGUACAGCAGAUGUAAUUGACCUUCUGAGAAAAAUACGGGGGACAAUUGGCAUUACAGUUCUAAGGAAACACAAACAAGAACUUACAACACCUACCACGUGACUUACGAAAGCUUAAAAAGAAAAGCUAUAGUUAUUGUUCCGCUUACCAAGGAUAUUUUACAUAACAUCUGUUAAGCAUCUGUGUUAAAUUUUAUCUUGCAAACAAAGAUGUUAUUUUUAAAAUGUACAGUCACUGUAUUUAAUUAUACCUUGGCUUUCAGUAAAAGUUAUUUGCAAGAAUAAAUACCCUCUAAAAAGAA